Messenger RNA from Penicillium samsonianum, 333 nucleotides. RefSeq lists its product as uncharacterized. The coding region runs from base 1 to 333 and encodes 110 amino acids. Lineage: Eukaryota; Fungi; Ascomycota; Eurotiomycetes; Eurotiales; Aspergillaceae. Gene Ontology annotation, biological process: carbohydrate transport; transmembrane transport. The record is from RefSeq and is a predicted model, not a curated record. Gene Ontology annotation, cellular component: membrane. The transcript has a single exon. Gene Ontology annotation, molecular function: carbohydrate:proton symporter activity.
AUGUUCACUCCUGUGUUCUCCAACCAGUCCGACUGGGGUAUCUACCUCUUCUUCGCCCUUGUCAACUUCAUCGCCAUCCCCUUCGCCUGGUUCUUCUACUGUGAGACCGCCGGUCGUGAUCUCGAGGAGAUUGACAUUAUCUUCGCCAAGGCCCACGUUGAGGGCAAGUGGCCCUACCAGGUCGCACAGCAGAUGCCCAAGCUCUCCAUUGCCCAAAUUACCCAGAUGCAGAACGAGCUGGGUCUCGAUACCUCCGAUCUCCAGAUCAACACCGAAGCCGAGAAGGCUGAGACUGCCAUGAGCAGCAGCAGUGAGGCCAAGCACGACGAGUAA